UAAAAAGACUCAAAAAAGACAUUGCGAACCCCGAACUACUAUUUGUAGACCUUCGCGAACUAACUUCGAGAGCUAUCACUUUCAGGCCAGUAAAGUAGCCAGUGACUUCUUCUCCAGCCUCUUUCAAGUCUUUACGUAGUGAAAAGACACAUGGCUAGACUUGUAUUGUAGUUCUGUAUUCACUAUUCUGUGAGUCGGCCAAUACAUCAUGAAGUCCCGGUUUACUGCUUUAGAUGUUCGAGCUGUUGUAGCUGAACUUCAGGAGUUGACUCUACUCGGCUUGAGAGUUGUCAAUGUGUAUGAUGUGGACAACAAGACAUACCUCAUUCGCUUAGCAAAGCCCGAUCUGAAGAAGAUGUUGCUUUUUGAAUCCGGCAUACGCAUUCAUAGCACCGACUUUGAGUGGCCCAAACCCAACAUGCCGUCGCAGUUCUCAUUGAAAUGUCGCAAGCAUCUGAAGUCACGCCGUCUCGUUAGUGUGCGGCAGCUCGGCGGGGAUCGUAUCAUUGAUCUACAGUUUGGCACUGAUGAGGCAGCCUAUCACCUCAUUGUUGAGCUCUACGAUAGAGGAAAUGUUGUCUUGACGGACCACCAGUACACCAUUCUCAACUUGCUGCGCCGACGUAAGGACAAGGACAAUGAGGAUGUGCGCUUUGCCGUGCGAGAAUCCUACCCGCUGUCCAACGCCAGAGAGGCCGAGCCAGUCACAAGAGAGGGGAUCUUGAGUAUUGUGCAGGGAGCACAGGCUGGUGAUACACUGCGCAAGAUUCUCAGUCCACAUUAUGUGUUCGGGCCACAACUCAUGGACCAUUGCCUCCGGAUGGUCGGUCAUACUCUGUCCACAAAGAUCACGGCUGAAAUGACCUUCUUGGCAGAGGAGCACCAAGUGCAGCUCUUCACUGCUAUGAGUGCCGCCGAGAAACUCAUGCAAGACGUCGGCUCUCAGCCCCAGGGUUUCAUCAUUCAGAAAGAGAGGAAGAAGCCGCAGAUAGCUGGUGGCAAGGCAGCAGCCAAGGACACUGCUGAAGAUUCUGGUUCUGCUGCUGCUGCUGCUGCUGCUGCUGCUGCUGAUAUUCACGUGACGUAUGAUGAAUUCCAUCCUAUACUAUUUUCACAGCAUAGUGAACAGCCCCACAGGCAGUUUCAAACUUUGAAUCAGGCAUGUGAUGAAUACUUCUCCAAACAGGAGGAACAAAAGAUUGACGUGAAGCAACUGAAUCAGGAGAAGCAGGCUGUCAAGAAGUUGGACAAUGUCCGCAAGGACAUUCAGCAGCGUGUCGAUACCUUACAACGUGGCGAGGAGGAGAGUGAAGAGAAAGCUGGCUUGAUUGAGAUGAAUGUUGACUUGGUUGAGCGUGCUCUGUUGGUACUCAACAGUGCGAUUGCCAGUGCUGCCGACUGGGCCGACAUAGCUGUAAUGAUACGAGAGGCUAAGCAGCAGGGUGACCCUGUGGCCAGUACCAUCACUGAUCUGCGCUUUGAGAGGAAUGCCUUCGUCAUGUCCCUGCGGAAUCCCUUUGAGGAGCUCUCGGGCGACGAAGAUGAUGACGAUACGGAUUUGUCUGAGGGGGAGCGAGUUGCUAAGGCGAAGGCACGAGCGAAAGCUUUGCGCAAGCAGUGCAAGAAGGUGGAGAUUGAUCUGUCGCUCACAGCGUAUGCCAACGCCAAACGUUACUACGAUAGCCGUCGCUACAAUGCACAGAAGAAGGAGAAAACUCUUGGCUCGUCGUCGAAGGCGUUGAAGUCAGCCGAGAAGAAGACACGGCAGAUUGUCAAGGACUCUGCCACGAUUAUCAACAUCCGCAAGUCACGGAAGUUCUACUGGUUUGAGAAGUUCCUGUUCUUCUUCUCGUCGGAGAAUUUCAUGGUUAUCGGCGGACGCGACCAGCAACAGAACGAGAUCAUUGUCCGCCGAUAUCUAAAGCCAGGUGAUGUUUACGUGCAUGCUGACUUGCACGGUGCCACCAGCUGCGUCAUCAAGAAUCACACUGGUGCUCCAAUCCCACCCAAGACCCUAAACGAAGCUGGAGUGUUUGCACUGUGUCACAGCUCAGCCUGGCAGGCCAAGAUAGUGACCAGCGCUUGGUGGGUCUAUCAUCAUCAGGUAUCUAAAACUGCACCGACUGGGGAGUAUCUUACAACUGGCAGUUUCAUGAUUAGAGGGAAGAAGAACUUCUUGCCACCCACCCAAUUGGUGAUGGGAUUUGGCUUCAUGUUCAAGGUUGAUGAGUCAUCACUUACUAACCAUCUUGAUGAACGGCGCUGUAAUCCGGAGACUGCUGCCGCCGCUGAGGCUUCUGUGCAUACCGCCACCACUACUGACAAUCCUAGUGCCAGUGCCAGUGGAGCUAUGAGUAACACGGUCGAGACGGCUACUGUUGCUGAAUCUACAGCGGGGGCCGGAGACAUCGAAGGAGCGCCACUCUUCCCGGAUACGGUCGUGGAUGUGAGACAUACUGGUCAAGCGAACAAGUACCAGUACCAGAUAUCUGUUAGUAGUACUGCGAGUGAGAAUGUAGCGGCAGGUCGUGAUGAGGAUGAAGACAUUGUAUAUCUUGGCGACAACGAGCCCGUCCGCUUGUCAGCCAUAGCAUCUCGAAAGGAAGCAGCACCCCCUCCGUCAACUACAAAGGCAAAAAAUCAGAAGGGCAAGGGGAAGUCCCAAGCGCCUGACGGAAGACAGUCACAAACGACACCUGACAUUGCUGCCGCACCGGCCACAACUACGGGACCUAAGCGAGGAAAGAAGGCAAAGUUACGCAAAGCACAAGAGCGCUACGCUGACCAGGAUGAGGAGGAAAAGGAAAUGCGCAUGAAGCUGCUUCAGUCUGCUGGACCAUCGAAUCCUGGCAAGAAAGAGAAGGGCAAGAGGGGGAAAGCGCGCCGAAAUCAAAAGAGCGGUGCAGACGCAAGAGACGACGAGGGAAGCCGUGGCUCUCGCGGCCAGCAAGCGCCCAGCCUCGGCGAGUUGCUGGGCCAUCACAAGAAAGCGCAGGCAGCCAAACAGGCUCAGGCUGCUCUAGAGGAGAGCGACGAAGAGAUGGCGGACCUGAGCUCUGAUGAGUUGCGGAGCAUCUCGCCUGGUCCGAUUCGUGAUGAUUCCGAGGAUGACUUGGAGAAGUCAACUGAGGAUGUUGCAGCUGGUGUAGACCAGCUAGCAGUCGAAGGCGACGAUGAAGAUGCGGCAAGUGUGAAUAGUCAAGACGAACAAGAGCAGGGUGAAGAAGAUGAGAAAGAGGAGGAAAAGGAAGAGGAGAAUCGGGCGUCUGGUGAUGAGGCAGGUGAGGAUGACACCACGCUGCCUUCCGGUGAGCAGGACUCUCUCUUCUACAGCAGCUUCACCGGGUGUCCACGAGAGGACGACAUCUUGCUGUUUGCCAUGCCCGUCGUAGCACCGUAUGCAUCAUUACAAAACUUCAAGUACAAAGUGAAGAUAACGCCGGGCAAUGAGAAACGUGGCCGAGCUGCCAAACAUGGCUUAGAUAUAUUCCUUCAUGCACACGACAUCCUUCCACGGGAGAAAGACUUGCUACGUGUCGUCAAGGAUAACGACAUGUCGCGUGCUUUCCCUGGACCCGUGCAAAUUGCUGGCCCACAGUUGACGUCUCGCAAGGGUAGAAGACGCUAGCAGAUGAAGAGCUCUUCGAUCGCGUGGAUAGUAUCUCUGCUGACGUUGGUCCGGCGAAUCUACCGGUACCUGAACUCCAGUGUCGCGAUAUGUAUUCUUCAACAUAGAGAAGAAGUGACGUCACUCUGAGAAUCACUCAACAGCAACUCAUUGCGUAGACAAGUGGGUAGCUGUCAUGUUGACCUUGAUCCAUUUUCAGGAUAUUCCCACUUCUUGUUUUGAAUUUCAUAGCCCAACGAUUAUAAAUCCUUCCUAAAAAUUCGGUUGCAGCUCGACUUACUUUCAAAUUUUACUUUGAACAGAUGUCAUUUCAUAUGCCUUCACACUAUCAUGAGACCCAUGAAACUAGACUUUCCACUUUUCAUAUCGGCAUAAUUAUACUUGUAGGAAAGACAUGCGCACCAAUUGUGUAGAGAAAUCACGAGAAAACUACCUGCAAUUUCAAUGUACACACGAAACACAUUCAGAUCAUGAGCUGCUGCUGCUAUUCUUGGCCAGGCUACACCGCUGCCACCGCUAUGAUGCCUGUGACAUUUUUUCAUCAUGAUAUUUAUUUUACCAAUUUUCUACAAAUCAAUAGGCAACGUGGAGACGAGA
This is a messenger RNA of Sycon ciliatum, 4225 nucleotides long. Its product is annotated as ribosome quality control complex subunit NEMF-like. The transcript has 35 exons. Bases 209 to 3628 code for a protein of 1139 amino acids. Gene Ontology annotation, cellular component: RQC complex. Lineage: Eukaryota; Metazoa; Porifera; Calcarea; Leucosolenida; Sycettidae. Gene Ontology annotation, molecular function: tRNA binding; ribosomal large subunit binding. Gene Ontology annotation, biological process: rescue of stalled cytosolic ribosome; ribosome-associated ubiquitin-dependent protein catabolic process. The record is from RefSeq and is a predicted model, not a curated record.